Messenger RNA from Capsicum annuum, 759 nucleotides. RefSeq lists its product as uncharacterized. The record is from RefSeq and is a predicted model, not a curated record. Bases 1 to 759 code for a protein of 252 amino acids. Lineage: Eukaryota; Viridiplantae; Streptophyta; Magnoliopsida; Solanales; Solanaceae. The transcript is spliced from 2 exons.
AUGGUUACUGUUAGGAGUGUGAUUGCUGUAGCAGCUUCCAGACAAUGGAACCUGAAAUUGACUCAUGCUUUGUUGGAUGCUGGAUUCACUCGAAGUGCUCAUGACUAUUCUCUCUUCAUUCUACAUCAAGGUGAUGACACAAUGGUAGUUCUUGUAUAUGUUGAUGACCUGCUCUUCACUAGAAGCAAUGCUGCAUUGAUUGAUGCAACAAAAGCCAAGUUGCAUCAAUAUUUCAAGAUGAAAGACUUGGGGAAUCUCAAAUACUUCUUAGGUAUUGAAGUCCUCAGAUCAACUUCAGGGAUGAUAUUAAACCAAAGGAAAUAUGUCCUAGAAUUAAUUUCAGAUACUGGUCUUAGUGGUUCAAAACCUGCAAUCACUCCCUUAGAAUCUAAUGUAAGGUUAACCUCACUUGAGUAUGAUCAAACCACAGGUGAAAAAUGUGAUGAUUUGUUGUCUGAUGCUUCUUCUUAUCAAAGACUAGUAGGUAAACUUAUGUAUGCCACUAUUAGUAGACCAGAUAUCAGCUUUGCCGUCCACACUCUCAGCCAGUUUAUGCAAUAUCCCAAGAGAUCACACUGGGAGGUUGCUUUCAGGGUAGUCAGGUACCUCAAAGGCUCUGUUGGUCAAGGAAUUUGGUUAAACACUGAACAUUCUACCACUCUAACUUGCUGGUGUGACUUAUAUUGGGCUACUUGUCCCAACACCAGGCGAUCAGUUACUGGUUAUGCAGUUCACUUUGGUGAAUCUUUGAUUUCUUGA